Chenopodium quinoa (quinoa) is the source of this 5038-nucleotide messenger RNA. Its product is annotated as pentatricopeptide repeat-containing protein At1g74600, chloroplastic-like. Gene Ontology annotation, biological process: RNA modification. NCBI's taxonomy places the organism in Eukaryota, Viridiplantae, Streptophyta, Magnoliopsida, Caryophyllales, Amaranthaceae. Gene Ontology annotation, molecular function: RNA binding; protein binding. The record is from RefSeq and is a predicted model, not a curated record.
GUGGGCCCCACUAACGGGAACAUGUAACGGCAGGGGUACAGUUUAAUAACUUUUGGAACCUUGAGGUUACAGCGUGAAAUUUUUCAAAGGGAGGGGCACAAGUGCACAACGUGGAAUAGUCAAUACCUCAGGGAUAUUACGUAGAAUUUCCCAAUAUAGAAUAAAUGCCGUAACUAUGUAAUGUAUUGGUGUUCAAAUUGUAAAAUGCCCAAACCCCCUUUUUUUUCUUUCUUUUGAGAAAAUUGAAUGAGUAACUUAGGAAAAUAAUUUAAACAAUUACUUUGUUAAAAAAAAAAAAAAAAAAAAAAAAAGAGAAAAAAAAAAAGGUAAAAUCAUUAUAUUGUCAGGAAUGGGAUUCGAACCCAUGCCCUUUCGGACCAGUACCUGAAACUGGCGCCUUAGACCAACUCGGCCAUCCUGACUUUUAUGCCUAAAUGAUCAAAAUUAAUUUAGUUAAUAAUAAAUAAAACUACAAAAAUCAAGUUUAUUUUAUGAUUAUUAUGAACACAACGAAGAGUUGAAAUUAUGAACUGCCUACUAUGCAGGUUGCUUUAACCAUGAAUUCCCUUCAUCAAAUUUCCAAAAGACCCAAAAUACGAAUUUUUUCUGCCAAAUUUAUCACCUCUAUUGCUGCAUUUGAAAACCCAUUAAAUUUUUCUGCAAAUUUUGAUGUUUUUCCCAGAAAUUAUAUCGACCCUUAUCAGAUUUUUGCUUCAUGGAGCAAAUCAAAGGUGAAUACAAUCUGGGAUGUAAGCAUUUUACAUAGCCAUUUACUAAAAUCAGCUUUUUUUCAUUCUGAUAUGUUUCUUUCAAAUUCUUUGCUUAAUUGGUAUAUGAAACUCUCUGCUAUUGAUGAUGCAGUCCAACUGUUUGAUGAAAUGCCUAGCCCAAGUUUUAUUUCUUGGAAUAUUAUGAUUUCGGGAUGUAAUAAUAAUUUAUUAUAUGAUUUUUCUUGGAGAUAUUUCUGUCGUAUGAGGUCGAUGGGUAAUGGAAGCAAUGAGUAUACUUAUGGGAGUGUUAUUUCUGCUUGUAGUGGUUUAGGGUCUUUGUUGUAUGGUAAAAUGGUUUAUGCAUUAACUCUGAAAGAUGGGUAUUUUUCUAAUGGGUAUGUUCGUUCUGGAAUGAUUGAACUCUUUUCGAAGAAUAGUCGUUUUGAUGAUGCACUUCGGUUGUUUGAUGAUUGGCCUUAUGAACAGAAUGUGGUUUGUUGGAAUAACAUGAUAUAUGGGGCUGUGAAAAGUGGGGAUCAUGGCAUAGAGCUCUUUCAUCGAAUGCGACGGUUUGCUGUAAUUCCUAAUAGGAUAACAUUCUCUGGUGCUUUAGGUGCUUGUAUUGCACUUGAAAAUGAUGAUAUGGGGAAAAAGAUUCAUGCUUUGGUGAUUAAACAUGGUGCAGAGCAAGACGUGUUUGUAGGAACUGGCAUUAGUGAUUUAUAUUCCAAGUGUGGACUUAUGGAUGAGGCAAUAAAAAACUUCUUCAGAAUGCCCGUUCAAAUUGUAGUCUCGUGGACAGCUAUGAUUUCUGGUUAUGUGCAAAAAGGUGAUGUUGUUUCUGCUAUUAAGUUAUUUGGGGAAAUGAGAAAAGUUGGUGUUGAGUUGAACAAGUAUACUAUCACUAGCAUACUCAGUGCAUGUGUCAAGUCAUACAUGGUAGAUGUAGCUAUGCAAAUGCACUCAUGGAUAAUUAAAUCUGGUUUGGCUGCUGAUUCAGCUGUGAUCGCUUCUAUGAUUAGUACAUAUUCCAAAGCUGGAGAAAUACAUUUAUCUGAACUGCUGUAUCUAGAGCAGGACAGCUAUGAUGAUGAAUGUUUGUGGAAUGUUAUGAUAUCUUCUUUUGUUCAAAAUAAGAAAAUCGAGGAAGCAAUAAACUUAUUUUGCAGGAUGUUGCUGAAUGGUUCUAAACCAGACAGCUUUGCCAUUGGUAGUAUUUUGAGCAUCAUAGACUGUCUAUACACAGGGAGGCAGAUUCAUUCCUACAUGCUUAAAACCGGAUUGGUAUUUGAUCUUUGCGUAGGGAGCUCACUCUUUACCAUGUACUCAAAAUGUGGUCGUUUGCUUGAAUCUUAUGAAGUUUUCCUACAGCUUCCUGAUAGAGACAUCGUUUCAUGGGCUUCAAUGAUUUCUGGUUUUGCUGAGCAUGGAUAUCCUCAUAAAGCCAUCAAGUUGUUCAGAGAGAUGCUGUUAGCAGGGAGCAAGCCAGAUCAAGUGACUUUCAUGGGAGUUCUGACCGCUUGCUCCUCACUUGUUACUCCUUUAAUUGGUAAGGAAGUUCAUGGCUAUAUUUUCCGUGCAGGGCUUAGCGAAGAGAGUUUCAUUGGAGGUGCACUUGUAAAUAUGUAUUCAAAAUGUGGCGCUCAAGAUUUAGCAAGGAGGGUGUUUGACAUGAUUUCUCAAAAAGAUAAAGUUAUGUGCUCUGCUAUAGUUUCAGGGUAUGCCCAAACCGGAGACAUUCAAGAAGCAUUGUCUGUUCUCCAUGGAAUGCUUGUGGCUAAUAUCCAAGUUGACUCAUAUACAGUUUCAUCUAUUCUUGGGUCUGAUGCUCUUUUAAAAAUGACCAACAUUGGGAUUCAGUUGCAUUCCCUCAUUUUAAAAAUAGGCUUGGAGUCUGACGUUUCUGUUGGUAGUUCACUAAUUACAAUGUACUCAAAAUGUGGAGUUGUCAAUGAUUGUCGUAAAGCUUUUGACCAGAUAAUUAAACCCGACUUGAUUAGCUGGACAACUAUGAUAGUAAGCUAUGCACAACAAGGAAGAUCUACGGAGGCCUUAAAACUUUAUGAAGCUAUGACACGUGAGGGCAUGGAACCUGAUGCUGUGACAUUUGUUGGAGUUUUAUCUGCUUGUAGUCAUGCUGGUUUGGUGGAAGAGGGUUAUUCUCAUCUGUGCUCUAUGUCCAAAGACUACGGGAUUGAACCUCACCUUCGUCAUUAUGCAUGCAUGAUUGAUCUUCUUGGUCGCUCUGGAAGACUAAAGGAAGCUGAAUGUUUUAUUCAUAACAUGCCAAUAAAACCUGAUGCCCUGAUUUGGGGAACAUUGUUGGCUGCCUGCAAACUACAUGGCGAUGUUGAUAUUGGAAGGCUAGCAGCCAAAAAGGUUAUUAAAUUGCAGCCAUCUAAUGCUGGGGCUUAUGUAUCAUUAUCAAACAUGUGUGCUGAUAUUGGGCAAUGGGAUCAAGUGGAAGAUAUUAGACAUAUAAUGAAAGGAACUAGGUUAACCAAGGAACCUGGGUGGAGCCUCGUGUGACUCGCUGUUCUGGUUUCUGUAAUGCUUCAGUUGAACCUAGCUGGUGAUCCUUUUCUUGGUUUCUUAUUCUCGUCUCCAUUUUUUCCAAUACCACAUACAAAGUCUUGACUUUGCUACAAUUCCAAAUCAAUGAGGAAGGGUUCUCCGGGAAUUGGGAUGCUUGUGUAGCUAAUGGUGUCAAAUUGGAAUGGGAACAUAUGUGAAGAGGUAUCUUCAAUUGGAAAAGAUGAGAAGUGUAAAGAGGGAAGACUUUAAUUUAAAAGAGAUAAAAAUGGUCAUGCAAAAUUACUUGGCCCAAAUGAAGAGUUGCUUGACUGUCAGUGUCCCAUAUCUGCAAGAUACCUGGCAGGCUGGCAUGAAAUAUGAAACAAGGGUAAGGUGUAGUAUCGUGAGCCUUGUGACUCCUAAGCCUAUCCUCGCAGUGGCCUUGCAGCGAGAUCAUCCGAUUGAGAAUGGCAUAUUUGUUGAUGCCAAGUCUCAUAGACUCUGGUCUGCAUGAAGAAUGAAAAACACGCAGCUGAAUAUAAGAUUUCCAACCCAGCCCCAAAUAAGAUGUUCGUUGAAGAAAAAUCUGAUUUUGGAACUUUUGCUGUUGUUGAAUUAAUUGAACAACUAUACAGGAGCUGACUCAAAGACUAUCUCAGGCAUCAAUCUGUUUCUGAGUUGAGUAUUAAUUUAUAGCGAAAACAUGCUACAGCCCACAGGUACAGGCUAUUAAAAACCUCAUUUAGGAACACAUUUCAUCUCACAUCUAAUUAUAUUUAAGCAAUCAAGCAUGACCCUCUGAUAUUCAGAAAUGCUCACUCUACCCCAGGUGUGCACAUAUAAAUUGAUGAAUAAUGAAUUCCCAGAAUCCUUAAUUGCUUGUGUUGUCAGAGCUAACUGCAGGUUAUGAUUGUAGAAUUGCCAAGAAACCGAGAAACAUGUAGGUGGAGAAUGAGAAGUGGGGAAUCCGGGGAAUGAUCACAAGGAAUGCAGGAAGCCAGGAACAUAAACCAUUACUCUCACACCACACUUCCCACCACCCCCCCUCCCCUCCCCUCCCCCAAUCUUGCCACCCACCCAGCGCACACACCCACAUAUACCCCUUGCAGCGAAAGUAACUGAACUAAUGUUUUUCUCCCAAAGAUACUUAGUAUCGUGUAUAGUUUUACACAUGAUUAUCAUUGAUCAAUGGUGUGUUUUGGGCCUUUAUCAUAUUGUAGGUGGAAAAACAAACAAUGUUUACCAUAUUUUCACCAAUCAAAUACUUAGAGGGAAAACAUAAUUGGUGGAAAUGAAGAUUUAGUUUUGAAAGUUGAUCUGAUGUAACCUCUGUAUUUAAGACAUUAACUGAACUAUUCGACGUAAACUUGUAAUUAUGUAUUUGUUAUAACAUAAGUCGAAGAAGAAAGUGAGAGCAUUAAAAUGAAAAUUGCAUCUUGAUCAUGGAAAGAAAGGAAAAUUAGGACUAGAUAAUUCGGGUUGAGUUACCCAUUUAAGGUUUUAACCCAAUAAGGCGAUAAUACGAUGCUUCUUGCUUUUAAAUUAAAAUAAUAAAUAAAUGUAGGUUGUGACUUUACCUUGAUGGAAAAAAAAAAUUGGAUAGUCAAGCUCAUGAGGUCAUUGGUUACAUGGUGCGAUGAACAUGACUUAUGGUUAAAUUAAAUGGUUAGUUAAAGGAUAUUCUAUAAUAUAUACCGAAUCAAAUACAAGGUGUGAUUAUAGUCGUUGACAAAAAAAAAAAAAAAAGAAAAAAAAAACCAUAAAUUCCCAUUCUUAAGCUCAGAAAAAACACAUUUUACUUAGAAAAAAGGACA